AUGAGUGAUCAUAAUUGUGUUGUGUUCAAUUGGAAUGUGAGGGGACUGAAUAACCCCGCACGUCGCCAAGUUGUUCGUGAUUUGGUUGUUCGCAACCGCGCCUCCAUUGUCUGUCUCCAAGAGACCAAACUGGACUCCGUGGAUAAAAGGCUAAUUUUGGAGCUCCUUGGCCCCUUGUUCACUGAUGCCUUCUGCUUCCUCCCCGCGGACGGAACCAGGGGAGGAAUUAUCUUGGCUUUCAGUUCUGACCUCUUCAACAUCCAGAGCUCCUCCACCACCGCCAACACGGUCUCUGCUACUAUUGUCAUGCGCGCCUCUAUCGCUUCUUGGAGUGUCACUGCCGUCUAUGGGCCGCAGGGGGACACAGAGAAGAUGGCAUUCAUCAAUGAGAUCAAGGCUAUCCGCCCCACCAUGCUGCCGGCCUGGCUUCUCCUAGGAGAUUUCAACCUCCUUUGCAAGGCUGCGGACAAGAGCGACGCCACCAUCAGCCGCAGACUGAUCAAUGCUUUCACUUCUGCUCUGAACUCCAUGGAACUCUCUGAGCUGCGACUUCACGGUCGACGCUUCACCUGGGUGAGCUCUUGCCAGCUGCAGACAAAGACCAAAAUUGAUCAUGUUUUCUGCACCUUGGACUGGGGACUGCUUUUCCCCCAAUGCUACCUGAGGGCCUUAUCCUCCUCGGUCUCUGACCACUGUGCCAUGGUUCUCACUGGACAGAUCAACCACCGGCGCUUCCGCGGCUUCCGUUUUGAAAAUUAUUGGUUAAAGAUGAGAGGUUUUGAUGAUGCGAUUAUCCUUGGCUUGGACCAUGCUCAAGACCACAGAGACCUUACUAUUGCUGAAAUCGGUCUAAGGCACUAUCUAAAGCGCAAAUUGCUUGGCCUUGCUGCAAUCCAAUGCAUCAGGAUCAGGCAAAGAUCAAGGGUCUUAUGGCUUCGUGCGGGUGAUGCUAAUUCUCGGCUGUUUCACAUCAAGGCCAACGGGAGACGCCGCCGCAAUUAUAUUCCCCUUUUGCAGACCGAUCAUGGCCAAUUCACCACCCAAGCUGACAAGCAUGCUGAGCUUCACAAGCACUUCUCUGUCACCAUUGGCUCAGUUAAAGCAAGGAACCAAUCACUUAAUUGGGAUGCCUUGGACCUUCCCAGACUUGACCUUUCCUCCCUGGAUGCCCCGUUCACAGAGGAGGAAAUUAAAGCGGCAGUUUUUGGUCUACCUUCCGGUAAGGCGCCUGGGCCGGACGGUUUCACCGCUGAUUUUUUCAAGCACUGCUGGGAGGUGAUUAAGCAUGAUCUUACUGCGGCCAUAUGUCAGUUCUUCAACCUUCGCGGUAAUCAUUGGCACAUGUUGAAUUCUGCUCACAUUACUCUUCUGCCCAAAUCCAAUGAGGCUUCUCGCAUCAAGGAGUUCCGCCCCAUCAGUCUCAUGCACUCUGUCGGAAAGAUUGUUUGCAAGAUGUUGUCCAUCCGCCUGGCUCCGUUCCUAUCAGUGUUGAUCCCUCCCUCCCAGAGCGCUUUCAUCAAGACUCGCAGCAUCCAUGACAACUUCUUGUUUGUCAAGAAUGCCGUCCGGAAAUUACACUCUGUCAACGAUCCUGCUCUACUUCUGAAGCUUGACAUCGCUGGUGCCUUCGACAACGUUUCCUGGUCCUACAUGCUCGAGCUUAUGCCACGACUAGGCUUUGGGAGUAGGUGGUGCGACAUGGUCUCGCUGCUUUGGAGCUCCUCGUCUUCCCGUGUUAUGGCGAAUGGCGAGCUUGGCCAGCCCCUCUCCCACCGGUGUGGUCUACGCCAAGGUGACCCUCUCUCACCCAUGCUCUUUACUCUCGCCAUCGCUCCACUACAUUGGCUUUUUGCGCGUGCUGCCUCUUCUGGAGCCUUGUCCCCGAUCAAGUUACCCCCCUCCCAACUUCAGGUUAGUCUUUAUGCCGAUGACGCGGCUCUGUUCAUCGCCCCCAACGAGGCGGACAUCCUCCUCACAAAACACAUCCUCUCCAGCUUUGGCAUUGCUUCAGGCCUUGUCUGUAACAUUAGUAAGAGUGGCAUCUACCCCAUCUCCUGUGAACACAUAAACCUAGAAUCACUUCUACAGCACUUCCCCGUGCCUGUGCUUCAAUUCCCCUGUCGAUACCUUGGUCUCCCUCUCCACUAUAAGAUCAUCACCAGGGCUGACAUCCAACCUAUUCUGGACAAGUUGGCUUCCAAACUUCAACGUUGGCGCGGCAAGCUCCUGUCUGGGGACGCUCGUCUGCGGCUUAUUAACUCCGUGCUCUCCGCCAUUCCGGUGUACUUAAUCACCAUCUUUAAGCUUGGUGCUUGGGCCAUCAAGCAAAUUGACAAGCUACGGCAGAAAUUCCUGUGGCGCUCCCGGCCGGAGGCAGACAAGGGCAUUGCUCUGGUCAACUGGUCCACGUUGUGGAAGGCCAAGGUCGAGGGCAAAUGCAGGUUCUUCUUCUGGCUUUUCCUCAAGGGCAAAAUUCUGACCAACGACAACUUGGCAAGGCGUGCACUCCCGCACAAUCCGAGGUGCAAUCUCUGCGAUCAGGAAGAAGAAUCUGCCUUCCAUCUUAUCCUGCAAUGCCCCUUUGCACGCUCUGUGUGGCACCUGGUGGAGAACUUCCAUUCUGCUCCUGGACUGGCCACGGCUGCCAUGCAUGACACCUCUAUCAUCUCCUGGUGGAAUGAUGUAAUCUGCCCCCUUGGCAAGAAGACCACCACCACGGCCAUUUACACCUGCUGGAAUAUCUGGAAGGAACGAAACAGACGCGUAUUCGAGCAUAAGACUCUUGCUGAGCAGGGUGUGCUUCUCCUCAUCAACCAGGAAAUUCUUCAACCUAUGCUUUCAUCUCACUGGCUUAGUGAUGUUGAGAACCAGCCAGAACCUGAGCCAGACUAG
Aegilops tauschii subsp. strangulata is the source of this 2892-nucleotide messenger RNA. Lineage: Eukaryota; Viridiplantae; Streptophyta; Magnoliopsida; Poales; Poaceae. The record is from RefSeq and is a predicted model, not a curated record.